AUGGAGUGGUUGGUCGGGUUCUAUUGCUGGAUAGCAUGGUCAAUUUUGUUAAGCCUAUUAGUUACUUGUAAAAAAGCAAGCCGAUUUAAGAAGCCUCCCAAAGGAAGUCCCAAUGUGUUGGUCAAGCAACAGAAGCCACUGCUUGACACGCCCAAAGAGAAGUCACCGGCUCCCACUCUAACACCGACUUCUAAAAGCACGCCAAAGAAAAGUAAGUGUAAUAUAAGGUCAUUAUAUAGUUCAGAAAGCAGUUCGUAUUAUCUAGCUUAGCUAUGCUAUACUAAAACAACCUAUUCUUAAUUUAAAAAACCUUUUUUUCGUUAAAAAUUCUCAAAACAGCCUUAUCUUACCAACAAUUCAGCCUCGCAAAGGCAACGCCGAGAUAAUGCCAAAACCCCCAACUCUUGUGACAAAAGUCGCGACUCUGGACUCGACAGUAGCAACAAGGACAAACCGAAACUGGCUUCAAGCAAAUCCAAACACUCAAAAAGCAAACAUACCAAGAGAACGGGCAACGAAAGUCGAACGAGUACACCGGUCAAGACUGGCAGCUUCGAUCCGUUCCUGAACAGUUCAGACGAAAAGUUGCGACUAGCCAAGAUAGCCAAGAUCAAACAGAAUUAUCGCGACAAUAAGCGAAAGGAAAAGUCACAUUCCAGCGAAAAAGUAAGGGUUUAUAGUUAGUUCAUUCACUAAAACAAUGUAUGAAUGUAAAUUAAUAUUAAAACAAUAUUCUGAUAUUUGUAGCAAUCCCUGACGCAAGAACAGAAGACCCAAGGUUCACAUCGAUCUCACAAACGAAAGAAGCUCUCCAAGGCCAAGAAGAAAAAGAGAGGUCUGACCAAGAUGAUCCGCAACUAUGUAAUAGAAGACGACGAGGUUCUGGAGCCGCCAGUGCCCUUGGAAGACCUUAAUGUUGACAACGACUUCCCCUGUCAGAAGAAAGAAAAGUCAGUGAUCGAGUUUGUGAUAGACAAUCAGGAAAACAACCAGAUAGUCGUCUCCAGCAACUCCAACCACGACCUCAAGAACAAGACACGGUCCAGCGACAAGAGUCACAGUAAACAGGAAUAA
Molecule: messenger RNA, 1074 nt
Organism: Bursaphelenchus okinawaensis
Lineage: Eukaryota; Metazoa; Nematoda; Chromadorea; Rhabditida; Aphelenchoididae
Source: the annotation of a GenBank genome assembly